Messenger RNA from Limulus polyphemus (Atlantic horseshoe crab), 537 nucleotides. RefSeq names its product techylectin-5B-like. The transcript has 4 exons. NCBI's taxonomy places the organism in Eukaryota, Metazoa, Arthropoda, Merostomata, Xiphosura, Limulidae. The record is from RefSeq and is a predicted model, not a curated record. The annotation marks the transcript as partial.
AUGACUGUGGGUGUGCUAAAUCACAAUAUAUUUUCUUUAUUAAAGAUAAUACAACGACGCGGGUACUACAUCGAUAAACCCCAGGAUUUCAAUCGAUCUUGGUAUCAGUACAGUGUUGGAUUUGGAUCGCUGAAUGAAGAUUUUUGGCUUGGAAACGACAAAAUAUUUGCUUUGACAAAUCACAAAGAUGUGGAGCUUAGAGUGGAUUUAGAAGAUUUCUCAGGGAAAACAGCCUAUGCUAAGUUUUCAAAUUUUUUUGUAAUGAGUGAGAGAAGAAAAUAUCAGAUGUUUCUUGGUUCCUAUAGUGGCGAUGCCGGUGAUUCACUUAAGUAUCACAACGGUUCACGUUUCUCGACGGAAGAUCAGGACAACGAUGAAAAUUCAAAAAGUUGUUCCACCGAUCAUGGAGAUGGUGGAUGGUGGUUUAAAAGUUGUGUUCACAGUACCUUAAAUGGUUUUUACCAUAAGACAGCUAAAGCUACAAAAUCUUGGAGAGGUAUCAGUUGGCGUACCUUUGGUGGUUCAACUGUUUCUCUG